GUGGUAUGGUUUCCUUUUCUCUACUGCCAAUAGCCACAUUUCAAAGUAGAAUGGCGACAGCUAUAUGUGGUCUUCAGUCGAUUGGCAGCAGCAGCAAACCAGCCAAAACACACCGAGAGCAGCGAAGGAGAACCAAAGACUCCAAAAGGAGACAGGCGGCUCUGUUGUUUCUCAACAAUAUCUCACUCGACGGACGGCCUCAGUAUCGCUUUAACGAUGAAAAUACUAAUCGAAAAAGCACAGAGGAACAGCGACUCGGGGACGCCGCCGCAGCUCUCACGUCCCCUCCGCCAGAUAGCCAAGGGUCAGUGUCGCAGGUGACAGACACCGCUCCGUCGGCUGGAAGCUCUUUCUCCAGUUUCGCUGGAGUCCUCAGUCCUACAGUGAGGUCUGCCGAGGCAGCUGUCAUCGGUACCAACGAGGUGUUUUUCGAGGGUGGUGUUACAGUUGAGAGCCCAGACACCCCUCUGUCCCCCUUUACCGGCGGGCAGCAGCAGACCUCCUCCCGAGGCAGGUCAACCCCCGCACUGAGCCCUCUGCCGGUCGUCUCUUCUCUGGAUUCUCGACCCAGAUUGAGGAAUGUGUCUGGUUCUCCUGGACCCAAGGGGCCAAAGAAGGUCCACUUCAUCAAGAACAUGAGGCAGUAUGACACCAGGGGAUGUAGGAUCAUGCUGAUUUGUGCCAAGCGGUCGCUAUAUGCUGCUUUCUCAGUACUGCCCUAUGGAGACAUAUCUCACCUCAGUGAUACCAAACAAGAGGCACAGAGAAGGCAGUCCUCUGUGGUGGCAGCUGACCUGCUUCCCUCCCUGGAAGGCGUGGAGCUGGACGCAUGUGGCCAAACUGUGUCAUAUGCUCAGUUCCUCUAUCCAACUAACGCCUUGAUGAGACAGAAGAGCAGCAGCAUGCCAGAAACCUGCACGGCCCAGACCCCGCCCAUGCGUUUUCGUGGCAACGGUCUGAGGCACUUUACGCCUGCACGCCUCAAUAACGCUGUGGCACAAGAAGCAUGUGUCGAGGAGGUGGUAGAGUAUGACCCCAACCUGCUCAGUGACCCUCAGUGGCCCUGCGGGAGACACAAGAGAGUUCUGACAUUUGCAUCAUAUGUGACAACUGUUAUCGAGUAUGUAAAACCAUCAGACCUGAAGAAGGACAUGAAUGAGACUUUCAAGGAGAAGUUCCCACACAUCCUGCUGACACUCAGCAAGAUAAGAAGCCUGAAGAGGGAGAUGCGGGCCGUGAGCGAGGAGUGCGCUCUCCAGCCGGUCACCAUAGCGAUGGCGUUCGUUUACUUUGAGAAGCUGGUGCUGCAGGGUCGCCUCAACAAGCAGAACAGGAAGCUGGUGGCCGCGGCGUGCGUGCUGCUAGCAGCUAAGAUCAGCAGUGAUCUGAGGAAACCUGAAGUCAAACAGCUCAUUGACAAGCUGGAGGAGCGUUUCCGUGUAAGCAGACGGGAGUUGGUUCCUCUGGAGUUCCUGGUGCUGGUUGCCUUGGAGAUGGGACUCUACUUGCCUGAGAGCAAGGUCAUGCCACACUACCGCCGACUGGUGCAGCAAGGCUAGACUGGAGCACACUGUAGACAUUAUGGUUGGGUGUUAUUUAUUAUUUCUGUAUUUCUCUGGUGUGUGGAGUUUACUGUAUAGCGUUUGUGCGUGUGACCAUGUCGCUUUAGUCCUGAGCUCUACAUUAGAGACAAAUCACAAGCACAUUUAUGUGCUUCAUUUUGAUGUUUUUGUGGUUGAACUUUAGUGAGUUCUGAACUGUGCUCUUUUUGGAUUCUGCACCUUUUGCCAUUUCUAGAGAUUUUUUUUUAAAUCAAGGAUUCAUACUGUUGAUUUUUUAACCCCACUGUGACACUGAUGCAGUUUUAGCUUUUUGAAUAAACAUGGUAUUGCAGAUAGUGACAAAUGUGUCACAUUUUGACAUGUAUCUCAUGGCAGCUCUGUGCUCAUAUUAUAAUAUGUUCAUCUCCACUUUAACUGAGUUUACCUGUAAGGAUGACUAUGAAUUGUGUGUUUGACGCAACACACUGGGAUUUACUCCUCUGUGUGGCUCAUUUGCACAUAUUUUAUUUCUCAGGAAUUUUGCUUUGUGACAUCUUUAGCUGUCGUGUAAAAGCAAACCCAAAGAACAGUCAUCAGCGCUCCAAAGGGGAGAUGGUGUUGUAACUCAAUGUCAGAUGUAUAAAAGUGCCUAUAACUCCAGUGGCAGUGACCUUGUUGAUGUUUCAGUCGUGCAGAUUGUUCAGUGGAAACUAAAGAAAUAGUCAUUUCUGAUGUUGUGGUGUUUCUGUAAACAUCUAAAUAUGUAAAACUACUGAAAAUGUUCCUGAAUGUCGGUGUAAAACAAGUUAAGGAAAUCAUUUUGUAUUGUUGAGUGAAUUAAAAGCAACUAAAUGCAGAUUGUUUGCUGUUAUGACUUUAUAUAAACUUCAUGACAUCUGGUGGUUUCUUCCUUUUACUGCUCACUUGCAGACAUGCAACAUUGUGUAAUAUAUUUAUUAUUCAAAUGUGUUAAAGCUGUGACAGCUAAAUAAAUACAUAUUUUCCAGAAGGGUUAUUAGUCCAAGCUCAUGUCCUCAUCAUCGUCCUUUUUGUCUUUGGAGUCUCCGCCGUCUUCGGACGUCGUCUCAGUCUCCAUUGCUUUUGCAAAAGCCUCCACAUCUGUGUAAAAAUGUCAAAUGUUCAUAAUUUUGUUUUUUUGGGGACGAUGAAUUGUAACGCCUGCAUGCUUACACACGGAGACUGUUCAUCGCUGUGGUUAUAGUUUGCACUGCAUCAUUUCUACUAAGUAAGUAACCAAAAAUUACAUACAGCCUGGCUGUGAUCAUAAUUAGGUCAGCACUUGAUUACAUGCCUUUGGUUGUAUGCUACCACUAAUUCCAUGAUUGUGGUUGUUUGCAUGCAUUGUAAU
Dunckerocampus dactyliophorus (ringed pipefish) is the source of this 2910-nucleotide messenger RNA. It is a transcript of the gene cables2a, whose product is annotated as Cdk5 and Abl enzyme substrate 2a. The transcript is spliced from 9 exons. Gene Ontology annotation, biological process: regulation of cell cycle. Lineage: Eukaryota; Metazoa; Chordata; Actinopteri; Syngnathiformes; Syngnathidae. The record is from RefSeq and is a predicted model, not a curated record. Bases 6 to 1559 code for a protein of 517 amino acids.